AUGUCCAACAUGAGCGCAGCAGUAAUCACGAGUCCCGAUACUGAGCAUGAAGCACAAGAUAAAGCAGCAGACGAGGCUCGAGAAGCAAGCAACGGCAGCAGUGAUAAUGACUCUUCUCCGUCGGAAACACGGCAGCAUAAGACGAUGAUGAUGACAGGCGACAAGGAUGAUGAUGAUAAGAGUAUAGCAUCAGUUUCACCUUCAACAAGUGGUCGAGUAACCCAUGUUAGACAACUCUUUGUUGGAAAUCUUCCAUUUCGAGUACGAUGGCAAGAUGUGAAGGACUUGUUUCGAAAGGCAGGCAAUGUGACUCGAGCCGAUGUUGCAUUGACGGUGGAUAAUCGGUCCAAGGGACAUGGCACAGUACUCUUUGCUACUGUAGAGGAUGCACAAAAAGCAAUAGACAUGUUGCACAAUUACAAGUGGCAGGGCCGUGUGUUGGAAGUCCGAGAAGAUCGUGGUUUUAUCGAACCAGCACAACGACAUCAUCAUCAUCAUCAUCACCACCAUUUACCAUUCCAUCCACCACCACCAUCAGCCUUUCCUACCAAUGGACAUCAUCAUCAUCAUCCAAAUACUGCAUUAUUAAUGAAUGGAUCGGGUCCUAUGGGAGGCCCACCUGAGGUUAUUGGAGGUCGACAACUCUUUGUUGGCAAUCUACCAUUUCAAUGUCAAUGGCAAGAUGUCAAGGAUCUCUUUAGAAACGCAGGAAAUAUCUUGAGAGCGGAUGUUGUGCAAGAUCAGGAUGGCCGUAGCCGAGGAUUUGGUACAGUGCUUUAUGCAACACACGAAGAUGCAAAGAAAGCUAUAGCCAUGUAUAAUGGUUUUGAGUUUCGUGGACGUCAACUUCGUGUACAUUUCGACAAGUUCGCACCAGGCCCUGCAUUAAUCCAUCAUCAUCGACCACCACCACCACCGCAUAUUUCUUCUGCUUAUGGAUUACCAAUGCAUCCACCUCAUCCAUCCAUGUUUGAUGAUUUCAGUCAACCACCUCCUUAUUUGCCACAUUUGCCGCUUGCUCAAUAUCCAAUUCCAUUUGGAUCGAUGGAUUUUUCACAAGCUGGUUUACCAUUACAGCCGCCACCAGCAUCAUUGCAUAUGCCCCCGCCACCACCACUACCGCAACAACAACAACAACCCCAUCCUAUGCCUCCGUUCCCUAAUACGAUGAUGGAUCCAACCGAUCAACCAUUCACAGCAUUUCCAUGUGAUGAUCCUGCAUUAUUGUUGCGACAAUUUACCGGCUCACCAAGAACGUUGGCAUCUCAACAACAACAACACAAUCACGUGAACGAUCUUGAUACAUUCUAUCAUCAUCAUCAUCAUCCGCCACCAUCAUCCCAUCAUGACUACCUCGUUCAAGAUCCUUUCCUUCAUCAAGGUGCAUUCCAUGAUGAAUCCUCCUCUUUUGUCGAUGAUACACAAAUGGCAAUGCUGGCUUCGAGUACAUUAGGUCCAAUUGGUAUAUCAUUUGCAGACGCACCUGUUAUUACAGGGGUAGCUACUACAACGAGCGAUCCAGGUUUUAUUGUCCCAUCCACUGAUAGAGAAACAUCGAGUUUAUUUGGAAUGACACCUACCUAUUCUCCUUGGAGUGGCAGUACUGGUGGAGGUCCAAUGCACCAGCAUCAAUUUGUACCCGAUUAUCGCAGUGGACCAGAGCCUACAACGGAUGAAAUGAGUGGAUCAAUGCUCUCAUCAUCAGCAUCACCACAACCAUCAAAGAGCCCUGAUGACCAACUUGUAGACGCUGUCAACGCCAUGAGCUUAACGGAUGGAUCAGCUGGCCUGACCUCGACAAAGAACAACAACAAGAAUGGAAAUCAUGUUGGCUUAACACCACCACCACCACCAACAACAACAUCCACUGCACCACCACACCCUCCACCACCACCUCCAAGCAAUCAUUUGUUAUCAUCAAGCAGUGUAUGGGAACCGUUGGGAGGAUUCAAAUAUUGA
Lichtheimia ornata is the source of this 1959-nucleotide messenger RNA. RefSeq lists its product as uncharacterized. Bases 1 to 1959 code for a protein of 652 amino acids. Gene Ontology annotation, molecular function: mRNA binding. Gene Ontology annotation, cellular component: post-mRNA release spliceosomal complex; cytoplasm; nucleus. Gene Ontology annotation, biological process: regulation of mRNA stability involved in response to oxidative stress. The record is from RefSeq and is a predicted model, not a curated record. The transcript is spliced from 7 exons. Lineage: Eukaryota; Fungi; Mucoromycota; Mucoromycetes; Mucorales; Lichtheimiaceae.